AUGAAUUAAAAAAGCAUAUUAUCUCAUAUUUUUGAUAAUCCAUUCAACAAACUAAAAGUUGGAGCAGCUGCAAAAAAAACUCAGAAUAAAGAAGCUUUACGAUUAUACAGAGAUAUAUUAAAGUUUUCAAUAGAAUUUGAUUGGGCUAAUAAGAAUGGUGAAACUUGGUAAAAUCUUAAUUCUAUAUUAUAAGGAGAGACAUCAUUAGAAAAAGUGCUAGGAAAGAAUUUGAAAUAGCUAAAAAUGAAUCUGAUCCAUUUAUGGUCAUGAGAAUGAUAAUGACUUCCAGGGAAGCUAUGCAAAAAACAAGAGAGAAGUUGAAUGAGGAAUACUUUAAAUUAAAUACAACUUUAUCAGAAAGAACUAAAACAGAUGAGGAAAAUAAAAUAUAAUGAA
Molecule: messenger RNA, 396 nt
Organism: Paramecium pentaurelia
Lineage: Eukaryota; Ciliophora; Oligohymenophorea; Peniculida; Parameciidae
Source: the annotation of a GenBank genome assembly